AUGAGAAACAAUGCGGACACCGUAUUUAAGGCAUGGUAUGCAAGUGCAAUAGACCUUGGCUCAGACCUAGGUACCAAGCCAAGCAUCUCAAGAACGGCCUCACGACAGCGACACAGAGAGAACACCCCCCAUGACUCCCGGAAGAAUAUUACCGUCGGACCUUGCUUGUUCCUUUCCUUGACCAUAUCACGGAAGAGAUGUCAUCAAGGUAAACAUUUUAAAUAUAUGAUAUAUUGUAUUAGCUUGUAUUUGCCUCGUCAGUUUAAAGUUACACACAUUCAAGAUAAAGCUCCUCUUGAUAGUUCUUAAUACUAAACUCUUAGCUUAGUCAAUUGAUAAUAUAAAAUAGCAUCCUUACUUUCAUUAUAUGCACAUUAGAAGGUGCAAACCAGACAUGUGUGUGGUGACUACUGCGACUGUCUAAAUUUUUAGAUUUGGUCCUACUCAGAAGACUGCUGUCCAGUUACUGGGCCUUGUACCAAGCAUAAUCGUUACACGAGAAAAUACAAACAUUGAAGAGAUGUCGGAGAUGUACCAGUCAGAUCUUCCAAGUCCCUGGACCCUAGACAUUGAAUAUGACAGGUGGUCAAGAAAAUGGAAAUCAAAAUUAACCAAGCCAGACUCACUUCAACAAUGA
Molecule: messenger RNA, 637 nt
Organism: Porites lobata
Lineage: Eukaryota; Metazoa; Cnidaria; Anthozoa; Scleractinia; Poritidae
Source: the annotation of a GenBank genome assembly